UACACUCAUUGUUUGAAGUGGGCGUAGGGAAGUGAGUGACUGCAGCUUCUCCAUAUAAAGCACCACACGGCAGUCUGCAGCUCAUCGAGGAGUCGACAUGAAGCAGUCUUCUGUUGUCCAAGCUUUGGGGUAUCUGAGUCUGCUGCUUGCAGAUGGAUUUCCAGUUCCUCAGGAUGAAUCCCCAAAGAUCAUCGGACCACAUUGCGUCAAAAUAAAAGCUCAUCCAGGUGAGUGGCUGUUUCUUAACUGUGAAGCAUUUGCAAACAGUAGAGACACGACGCUCAUCUACUGGCUCGUCAACGGCGCUUUCCCCGAAGACCUGCUCAGCUCUGAGAGAAUAGUGGAAUCAAAGGAAUCAACUUUGGAUAACGGCGCGAUCCUGCAGAGAAGUUUGAUGUUGAAGAACGUCACGAGAGAGGACCUCCAAUCCAGCUUCACCUGCGUUGUGACGAACUCCGCUGGGAUGACCACAAAGAAAAUCAAACUGGCAGCGAGGGGGAAAAGCAGACCGCGGAAGGCUCUCAGCUGUGUUUCAACUUAACGCCCACUAACACAUCUUUAACGAGUCAAAAUGUAUCUGUGGGUUCACUGUUCUGUUGUACUGUUUAAUGGGAGAAAUACGCCAGAGAGAAGUUGGAUAAAAUAAAUGUACAAAGGUUCCAGAGUAGAACAUCAUUUUUUUUUGUUUGGUUUUCCCACCAAUGAAACCAAAAGUGUGAUGUGACUCAUUGUGAUCCUCUGGGAAGAACUUACGGUGAAAUCCAACAAACCGGAGUGUCUGGUUCCUCUCACAGUGAACAUCUGAUGCAGCGUUUUUCAAAGGAAACACGGCUUCAGGAGGUGGCAUUUCAUGCUGAAACAAAUGCACCCUAAAGGACCAUCUCUGAGAUGAUGAAUAUACGAUGUAACGUUACAUUUCUAACCUGUUUGCUGUAGUUGUGUAUCAUUCCAGUGUCUGUCUGCAGAUUUGACAAAGAUAAAACGAUUCUCGAUUCUGAGACAAAGUA
This is a messenger RNA of Gasterosteus aculeatus aculeatus (three-spined stickleback), 1007 nucleotides long. RefSeq lists its product as uncharacterized. The record is from RefSeq and is a predicted model, not a curated record. Lineage: Eukaryota; Metazoa; Chordata; Actinopteri; Perciformes; Gasterosteidae.